AGGAAGGCUGGAGCCCAAAUGUGAGGUGAAAAGGGAGACAUUAAGUUUGGGCUCCAGCCUCCCUAAGCAACAAGCUAAAGGCAGGAGCAGAACAGGCAUGUGGUAUUACUUUUGGGCUCCAGCCUUCCAGAGAAAGAAGCUGAAGGCAGGAGGCCAACUCUGUACUAUUAGUGGGCCACAUACAGACAGCCUCUGAGGGAAUUAUCAUUUCAAUUUGGCGGCCAUUAGUCCCCGCCCCUCCCCCGGAUCCACGGCAAUGAAUGUAUCUGUGCCCUGAGCAGGCUCCUCCUCCAUGUAAGGACCGUGUCCUCCCCUGAGCAGGGAAUCACAGAGCUGUGUAACCCAGGCAGCAGCAGAGCAACACUCAGGCUCCGGCAGGGUGAGAGGAGGAGGAGUAUCAGUAUCCUAAUGUGAAGAAGUGGACACGCAAGGACAGCAGAGGGCAGCCUGCCAGAGAAACAAGUCACAAGCACAUGGCACUGGAGCUCAGCCCUAGACCCUUCUCAUUGGAGUGAUCUGCCUGACUUCCCUCCCCGCUUUUAUACUACUCGGCGCUUACACGGAACUGCUGGGGAGGGGGAGCUGGACAGUAAUGCCCCAGUGAGUACCUUCAGCCCGCUGUCUGUCAGUCUGUAUGGCCGUGUAUCCGAAGGGAAAGAUGCUGUCCUUCUGGGUGCUGGAUGUGAGUGUGGAGGGUGUGCAGAAGAGGAGGAACCCAUCCAAGCACUAUGUAUAUACCAUUAAAGUUACGUGGUCAGACUCAACAUCUCAAGUUAUUUAUAGAAGAUACAGCAAAUUCUUUGACCUCCAGAUGCAAGUUUUGGAUAAGUUUCCCACUGAAGCUGGACAAAAAGAUCCAAAACAGAGAAUAAUUCCCUUCCUUCCAGGUAAAAUUCUCUUUCGGAGGAGCCACAUUCGAGAUGUUGCAGUGAGGAGACUGAAACCUAUUGACGAAUACUGCCGGGCUCUGGUCAAGUUGCCAGCUCAUAUAUCACGGUGUGAAGACGUUUUAAGAUUCUUUGAGGCUCGGCCAGAUGACUUGGAUCCUCCAAAGGAGGAUUAUGGAUCCUCCAAGAGAAAAUCAGCUCUGUCUUCUCUUCAAGUUUGGAUGUCCAGUUUGUGUGAGAUCCCUAAGGCUGACACAAGAGGUGCUGACGGGAACUCCGAGCCCAUUAUCCUGGACCAGUAUGUGGUGGUGUCCAACUACGAGAAGCAGGAAAACUCAGAGAUCAGCCUGAAAGCCGGAGAACUGGUAGAUGUCAUUGAAAAGAACGAAAGCGGAUGGUGGUUUGUCAGCACAACAGAGGAGCAAGGAUGGGUACCUGCUACUUACCUAGAUUCCCAGACUGGAACCAAAGAUGACUCUGAAAUUAAUACAUCCAAAUCAGGAGACGUAACUAAGAGGCGCAAGGCUCAUCUACGGCGCUUGGACCGGCGAUGGACGCUGGGCGGCAUUGUCAACAGGCUACAAAGCCGAGAAGAAAAGUACAUCACUGUGCAACCCUAUACGAGCCAAGGGAAAGAUGAGAUUGGGUUUGAGAAAGGCGAAACUGUAGAAGUUAUCCAGAAGAAUCUGGAGGGCUGGUGGUUUAUAAGAUACCAAGGCAAGGAGGGCUGGGCUCCAGCGUCCUAUCUGAAAAAGGCCAAAGAUGACAUCCCGUGCUGUAAGAAGAAUUUGGCUGGUCCAGUUGAAAUUAUAGGAAACAUCAUGGAAAUUAGUAACCUCCUAAACAAAAAGACUCCCAAUGACAAAGAGGGCCAGGGAGGAAACGACUCUGAAGAACAAACCAUAAGCAAGAAAGAAAUCAGCUUGCCUAUCCUGUGUAAUGACUCCAAUGGUAACUCUAUGAUGUCAUCGGAGCAGCAAGUAUCAAAGGUGACCCCGGGUUCCCCUGCCGUUGCAAGAAUUGCUCCACAAAGGAGUGAAAUAAGUGCACAUGUAGAGGAGGGAUAUCAGUCUCAAGACCCUCCAACUGGUUCUCCAAAUUUACGAAUGAAGCCUCCCCCUCGCAGAGAAUCUAGUUUGGGAUUCCAGCUACCAAAGCCACCUGAACCUCCUUCAGUAGAAGUAGAAUAUUACACUAUUGCAGAGUUCCAGUCUUGCAUAUCCGAUGGCAUUAGUUUCCAUGGUGGUCAAAAAGCUCAGGUGGUUGAAAAGAACUCAGGUGGAUGGUGGUAUGUUCAGAUUGGAGAAAAAGAAGGAUGGGCGCCAUCAUCUUAUAUUGACAAAAGAAAGAAACCAAACUUAAACCGGAGGACAAGCACAUUGACAAGACCCAAAGUUCCUCCUCCUGCACCACCAGUUAAACAAAAAGAUUCAGAGGAAGGUGUUACUCCCAUAACUUGCACUUCCGCUGAUCCCAAAGAGUCUCCAUCGAAACAUAUAUACGAGGAACCUGAAUAUGAUGUGCCUGCAUUUGGAUUUGAUUUAGAAGUAGAACUUAAUGUUUCAAACCAGAGUCAUGGAGGUGAUCUUAUUCAAGAAAAUAUGUUCCAGCCAUCCAGACCUUCUCCUGUGUCCUCUCUACUGAGUCCAAAAUUUAGAGUUGGUGAGUUUCCUGAUGACAUAACUAAUGAAGAGGAGAUAAUUUAUGAAAAUGAGGGAUUUAGACCAUUUGUGGAAGACGCUGUGUCAAAUAAGGAAUCAAGUGGUGACUCUGAUUCACAAAAGAGCUCUGUAAUAAUACAAAGAAAUGCGCCCACUGCAACAUCUUCAAAACCUCCUCUUCUAAAGUAUAAGUCUGAAAGAAAUGUCCAACAAGAAACAAAAAAUGUCUCCUUUUCAACAAGUGAGGAGAUAAAACCCAGGUCAGCUUCAGAUGUUGGUUUACAUGCUGUACCAAAGGUUAGUACAAAGAAAGAUGCUGAGCAAAAACAGGCAGUCGUCCCUUCAACAAGAGCAAAGCCAACAGUAAGACCGAAGCCUUUUUUAAGUAAAGCUGACUCCCAAAACCAAGAUAAAAUGGACAUAGGCAGUUUGAGGCGCCAACUGAGACCAACAGGUCAACUCAGAAGUGGGCUUAAAGGUUCGAAAAGUGAAGAAUCAGAAAACCCACCAAAGGCAGCAUCUGAAAGUGUUGAUAACAAACCAAGAAGACGUUCCGUGGAUCAUUCUUCCAAUACUUCUCAGUCUAUUACUAUAUCUAACAAUGACAAAAGUGAGGAAGGCAUUGAUCAAAAGAUUUUUUAUACCGCAACAAGCACCUAUCAAAAAGUCUUAGAUACAGAAAUCAGUUUCCCUAUAGGAGCCAAAGUAGAAGUUCUGGAAAAACAAGACAGUGGGUGGUGGUAUAUUAAGUACAAAGAUUCUGAAGGAUGGGCACCAUCGCACUUUCUAGACCUUGUGGAUAAUAAAAAGGCAGAUACCUCAACAGCUGAGUCUGAAUCCACCAAAAUGAAAAAGAAUGAAAAUAAGUCAAAUAGCUUGGAGAAGAUUGAAAAAAGAGUGCAAGCUUUAAACACUAUUAACCAAAGCAAACGAGCAACACCUCCCGUUCCUUCUAGACCACCAGGUGGAUUUUCCAAACCUCCAGGACCAGGAAGCAAUGUUGUAAAGUUGAGGAAUGGAGUAAAGCAAGUAACUGUAAGACCUCAGUCUGUGUUUGUUUCUGCUCCUCCAAAGGAUAAUAAUAUUUCUUGCAAUUUACGCAGAAAUGAAUCAUUGUCUGCCACAGACCACUUGAGAGCAGUUCGGCGAAACGCAUCUUUUAACACUGUCCGUUCUCAGCCAAAUCAGGCAAAAAUAAGUUUUUCUGCUAAACCAGAUGCAGAUUUGUCAGAAUCGGAAACAUCCGUCAGGCCUUCUCAAAAGAACGGCAUACCCGUGUCCACUGUUCGGCCAAAGCCAAUCGAGAAGUCUCAGUUCAUCCACAAUAAUCUCAAAGAUAUAUAUAUCUCCAUUGCAGACUAUGAAGGAGAUGAUGAGACUGUAGGAUUUCAGGAAGGGGUUUCAAUGGAAGUCCUGGAGAAAAAUCCAAAUGGUUGGUGGUACUGCCAAAUCCUUGAUGAGGGGAAACCAUUUAAAGGCUGGAUACCUUCAAAUUAUCUGGAGAAAAAGAACUAGUGUGACAGUUAAAUAUAUAUAAAUAUAAUUUAAAGAACUUGAGAUGUGUUUUUUAUAAGGUCUAUAUUGUUGGAAAAAAGAAACUGAAACAAGAUUUUUACAAGAUGAAGGCCACUGGCUGAGGAAUAUAUUUGUAAGAAACACAGGGUGUGAGAUCCAGUCUCGACUACAAAAUUUGAGUGCCUUCACUUUCAGGUCUGAAACACUACAGAAUGUUUAGAAUUGUUUAGGAAGUUAUUUUUUGACUCAAGAGAAAUCUUUUUCCGACAAGAAUGAUAAAAUGCGUUUUUUGCCAAGCAUGGAAUACUUGCAGCAAAAGAUCUAUAUACAUUGGGCACCGACUGCAUAAUAUCCUUAUGGAAUACUUCUGGUUCAUCUAAUUUUCCUUUUUUUCCCACAAAUGUAUGUGCAUUUGUUUCAGGUUUUUAAAGGUUUUGCGGAUUAUGGGAUAACUCUUAUUAGAGCAUUGCACUUGCGUCUCUUAUUUGGCAUUCAGGUAGUCCUUUUGUAAGGCUCUCUCCUUAUUUAGAAAUAUGGAUUAUAAUUUUUUUUUUUUUGGAGUGGUGGAGUUAAUAAUUUGAGGCAGUUGCUUGAUAAUCAGAAAAGUCUGUAACCACAUUUAAGCAAGUAGUUCUUUUAAACCCUUCGGUGUUCACAUGCAUAGUGUGUCCGCUAACCACCUCUGCUUUGCAUAGACAUUGUUUGGAGACACAUUAUUUUAUAUCCAGAAAGGUGUGCCAUGGAACGAGUGCAUUGUUGGCUGCCUUGUUUACAGAAUGUGCCAACGAUUUACAAUCUGUAGAAUUCUCAUUUGUAUAUAUUGUCUUUUUUAUCCUUUUGUUUUUCCAGAGCACGUGAACCAAAAGUAGUUGACCUUAAACAGAGCAAUGCAAAAAACAUUAACCUGCACUUCUUCUGAAAGAAGACCCAUAUCAUUAACCUGUGUUUAACAUUUUGGGUGGUUACUCCUAAAACAAAAAAUGUAUAAAAAAUAUGUGAGUAUAUAAAGAAGCAGCAGACGUGAGUGCACCACUGAUUACAAAGUAUAGUGUGCAAAGUCUGCUCCAUCUGUUUAUUUACAUAAGGAACAGAUCUCCGUCACAUUUUCCGGUGACCAAAAAGAUACAACUGAAGUUCCUUCCAUCGGUGUCUUCAUUUGUGUGUGUAUUUGUUCCUGUAGUCGAAUGUGUUAUGUAUUAUUUAUUCACACGCAGACCUUAGUGGACAAGAACAUGACUAAAUAAGACAAACACUUUGAACUCAGGAAUUCUUCAUUCAUUCACUUCAUAUUAAAUAUCCAGAUGAAAAACCAAACUGAUGUUGGGAUAUGUUGUAUGUCUGUCGUUUUUGUAUCAAGGGAUUUAUGUUACUGUGUGCGACUAGCUGCCAUUGUUUAUGUCUAACACAGCAAUAUGUAUAUAAUGUUGACAUUUUAAUGCCCUAAUAACAGCAAAAAUCUUUCUCAGAGCCCAAAUCUAUAUUCUCUGAUGAUGAUUGGUUAAUUCUGUCCCACACUACAGGGGUUAUUUAUCAAAGUCCGAUUUUAUCGCAACAUUUUUUGCUGCAAACUCCAAUCAAAUCCGCUCUGGUUUUUUAUGCUUAUUUAUUAUUAAAUUUUCCUGAAAAUUUGCUUAGCGGGAAAUCAGGUUUUCACAUUUUUUUGGGAUUUUUCAACAGAAAACACAGAUUUCUUAUGUUUUUUGCCCGUACAGUUUGGGGGAAUUAGAUGAAAUUGCGCACAUCAAAAAAUCAUUGGGACUUCUACCAUUGACUCUUAUGCAACCUCCACAGGUCUGAGAUGCCAGAUUUUGUAAUUCGGACUUUUCCAUCCUCUGGGUUUAAUAAAUUACGAAAAAUAAAUGAUUUAAUAAAAAAAAAAAUCAAAUGAUUUUUGCAUUCGGAGUUUAGUCAAUAACCCCCUCUGUGUUCUUCGGGCAGGCUUUACUUUAUUGAUCCUAUUAUUGUUAAAGUUGAAAGCAUCCGACAAAAAUUGCUUUUCACCACUAUAAUGUGCGUACGCUUGACAAUAUACAAGAAGCGUCACACUUACAAGAAAACAGCUUUGAUAUCAAGUUGGGCAUCACACAAAAACACACUACAAUUCAAAAUAUAGGUAUUCUGUGACAAUAUAAAAAAAUGUGAUUUUACUUGAUCAUAUCAUUCUACCCAAUGUUUUUAGCAAAAGGAAAGGGGUCUAUAGCUUGAAAACAAUAUUGCCAGUAAUUGGUAUACUCUAAGGGGCAGAUUUACUAAGGUUCGAAUGGUAGAUUAAAAUUUUUGAAUUGUUUUUUUGGUCAAAACUCACAAUUUUCGGGUCGUUCCUAUUCAUUCAAAUUUUAGACGUGUGAGUUUUUCAUAAAUAACCUCCCAUUUAAGUUGCGAGUACAUUUGAAUGUAUUAGAGUAAAAAAUAAAAUUCACAUAACUCUAAAAUUCGACCUUUUGUAAAUAACCCCGUAACUGUAUACCACAUAUGCCAAUGUAUUGGGCCAAUUCAAAAUUAUAAUUGGCUUUAUCAGGAUAUAACAUUUUUUAUUUCAGCUGAAAAAUGAAAUUUUUGAACUACAUUGCCACUUCUAUCAAGGUGAUAGUGGACACUCCAGCCUUAUGCUCAUUUUUAAACCUGGAUUUAUUAGUGGGUAAUAAAGAAAAUCAAUACGAACUGAAAUUCUAUUUAAAUUAGGCAACCAUAUUUUUUCCAACUAUUUGGUGAUUUUGGCUGUUUCAUUGCUAAUUUUGUAUAACUUGUAUAAUUUUGUAUUUUGUAUAACCAACCAGUUGCUGUUAUUAUGGGUUUUAAGCUUCUAGCCAAGCAUUUUUUGAAUGGAAGCACUAUAUAGUUCUGCUGGACAGUGUUAAAUAAAGUAAUACAUAGAAUAUCUGCUAGACUGCAGUACUAAUAGUAGUGAGUUACUUAUUAUUUUAAUUAUUAUUAAAUAUAACUAUGUUUUUUUUUCCAAUAA
Molecule: messenger RNA, 7025 nt
Organism: Xenopus laevis (African clawed frog)
Lineage: Eukaryota; Metazoa; Chordata; Amphibia; Anura; Pipidae
Gene: sh3pxd2a.S
Product: SH3 and PX domains 2A S homeolog
Exons: 17
Coding region: 635-4063 (1142 amino acids)
Biological process (GO): superoxide anion generation
Cellular component (GO): cytoplasm; podosome
Molecular function (GO): superoxide-generating NADPH oxidase activator activity; phosphatidylinositol binding
Source: RefSeq, a predicted model, not a curated record